AUGACAAACCUUGCAAACACAGUUCUGACCUUGAAAGGACUUAGUGUGAAAAACUUGGUACGCUUCGAUCUUAUAGAUUCUCCUGCUCCUGAUACCCUCGCUCGGGCCUUGGACGAUUUGUAUCAUUUGGGAGCACUUGAUGAUGACUGUAACUUGACAAAGACAGGUGAGAUGAUGAGUGAGUUUCCUUUAGACCCACAGAUGGCAAAGAUGCUCAUAGUCAGUCCUCAAUUCAACUGCUCAAACGAGAUUCUUUCGAUUUCUGCGAUGUUAUCAGUACCAAAUUGUUUCAUCAGGCCAAGAGGAGAAGCUCAAAAAGCAGCAGAUGAAGCCAAAUCUAGCUUUGCACACAUUGAUGGAGAUCAUCUCACACUUUUGAAUUUGUUCCAUGCUUUCUUGCAAAACAACCAAGACCCAAAUUGGUGCUGUACAAAGUUCAUCAACUACAGAGCAAUGAAGUCUGCAGUUAGUGUUAGAGAGCAGUUGGUCCGGAUCAUGUUGAGGUUUCAGAUUAAGUUGUGUAGCCCUGAUUUCAACAGCAGGGACUACUACGUCAACAUAAGAAAGGCCUUGCUUGCAGGUUAUUUCAUGCAAGUGGCUCACCUAGAACGCACUGGCCACUACUUGACUUUCAGAGAUAAGGAUGACCAAGUGGUGCACUUGCAUCCUUCCAAUUGCUUGGAUCACAAACCAGAGUGGGUAGUUUACAACGAAUACGUUUUCACUAGCCGAAAUUUCAUCCGAACCGUCACACAUAUUCGCGGUGAAUGGCUUGUAGAUGUUGCACCACAUUACUAUAAGCUUGCUAACUUUCCCAGUUCUGAGGCCAAACGAGUUCUUGAAAGGCACUAUAAGAAGAGAAAACUGUCAGAAGAGAGGAGUUGUAAAUUGUAUAGCAAUUCUUAA
Arabidopsis thaliana (thale cress) is the source of this 906-nucleotide messenger RNA. Its product is annotated as helicase associated (HA2) domain-containing protein. The coding region runs from base 1 to 906 and encodes 301 amino acids. The record is from RefSeq and is marked reviewed. The transcript has a single exon. NCBI's taxonomy places the organism in Eukaryota, Viridiplantae, Streptophyta, Magnoliopsida, Brassicales, Brassicaceae. Gene Ontology annotation, molecular function: RNA helicase activity.